AUGGUCAGCCUCCUCUUGGCCAAUGGAGCAGAGCCCGGCCAUGAGCUACUGGCUUCACCGUUGCUUGUGGACCUGAUCGGUUCACCCGUGUCGACUGACGACAAGAUCAAGGUGCUCAGGAGGCUGACGCGGAGCCGGUGUCCGAAUCUCGUCAAUGUCGCCGACCGCAACGGCAUGACGCCGCUCCUCCACGCAGCCGCAGCCGGAGACUUGGACAUCGUGCAAUGGCUCCUGAGAAACGAGGCAGACGUCGACGCCAGGGACAGCCGAGGUCGCUGCGCACUCUACUAUGCUCUUGUAAACAAGCACGAGAGGAUUGUGCGAGACUUGCUGGCCCGCAAGCCGCAGUUGAACGUCAGCACCACAGACGGUCAGACGCUGCUCGAAACCGCCAUGGAGCAGGUAUCCAUGGUACGGUUGCUGUUGGAUGCCGGCGCAGACACGGAACUGGGGAACAAGCGCAAUCGCACUGCCCUCAUCGUCGCCGUGCUAGAGAAGAAGACGGAGGUCGUCCAGCUCUUGGUCGAGAGGAGGGCCAACGUGCACCACCGUGACAAGGAUGGCUUCAACCCCAUCCUCAUCGCAACGGCGCAUAGCACGGAUGCAGACAUUGUGCGUAUCCUGGCUGAAGCCGGCGCCAACCUCAACGAUGCUCAUCCAGCCACUGGGGACACGCCCUUGCACUUGGCCAUGAAAGACGGGAACAUGGAAAAGACAGACUGCAUUAUCCGCGAGCUGAUUGACCAUGGUGCUGAUGUCAACGCCACUGGAGGGUUCUCCAUCUUCAAUGCCAUCUGUGCCGCCGCGUUCUCUGCCGGUGCCAGCACCAUUGAACUUCUUCUUGGUAAAGGGGCUUCGGUGCACAUCCCCGAUCCGUUAGGCCGACUUCCCAUCCACUUCGCCGCGGCCAGUGGCAUCAAGAAUUUCGAAGCCGUGGCCUCCGUCUACCAAGACGAUCUCAUGAUCUGCGAUAAAGCUGGCAAGAAUGUCCUCCACUGGGCAGCCCAGUUCGGCCACGUGGAAACCAUCAAAGCCAUCUUG
This is a messenger RNA of Trichoderma reesei QM6a, 1041 nucleotides long. RefSeq lists its product as uncharacterized. The transcript is spliced from 2 exons. The record is from RefSeq and is a predicted model, not a curated record. NCBI's taxonomy places the organism in Eukaryota, Fungi, Ascomycota, Sordariomycetes, Hypocreales, Hypocreaceae. The annotation marks the transcript as partial. Gene Ontology annotation, molecular function: protein binding.